AUGUCGUCAACUGAACUCCCAGAGAAAACCCACCGCGAAAUUACGCGCUUCAUCACCACACACGAUGCCAAUGUGAAAGCCACGUUCGAGACUGGUCUCGAAGAAAAAGUGCACUGGGAACGCACUAACAUCGGUUGUGACCUCUUCCUCGCCUACACAACGCGCAAAUUCCCAGCGCCUCUCUCCCACGAUGAAGAUCUCUCGGGUUACAGGGACCACCUAAUCAAUCGGCCACCGUUCAUGAUCCCAGGGGUGUAGUCCUACAAUAUGUCGACUAUCACCCCGGUGGAGAGCCAGCAUGGCAUCGAACGGUCACGCUGGAUUUCGGCGUCGCUAAUGAAGGCGAGUUGGAGUUGGAGCUGGAGAGUGGGGAGAAGAGGUUGAUUAAAGCGGGCGAUGUGGCGGUGCAGAAAGGAACGAACCACUCGUGGAGAAAUCCGAGUAAGACCGUGUUUGCGAGGGCCUUGUAUUUUGCUAUGAAUGCGAGUCCUGUUAUCGUUAAUGGUGAGCCCUUGGAAGAGUCUUUGGGUGUGGUUGAGUGA
This is a messenger RNA of Hymenoscyphus albidus, 542 nucleotides long. NCBI's taxonomy places the organism in Eukaryota, Fungi, Ascomycota, Leotiomycetes, Helotiales, Helotiaceae. The record is from the annotation of a GenBank genome assembly.